Gryllus bimaculatus (two-spotted cricket) is the source of this 993-nucleotide messenger RNA. The record is from the annotation of a GenBank genome assembly. Lineage: Eukaryota; Metazoa; Arthropoda; Insecta; Orthoptera; Gryllidae.
AUGCGCCGAUUAGGCCCUCACGCGCGACCCUUCACGUUGGAGCUGACGCCGCUCGCCCCGCCCUCCGUGCAGCUGGUGCCCGCCAAGCAGUACAGCGGCGCGCCCAUCGGCACCAGCUACGACGUUAGGGCCUACGUCGCGGAGCGGCCGGACGAGAAGCUCCACCGGCGGAGCACCGUGCGCAUGGGCAUCCGGGUGAUCCAGCGCUCCAUGGCGCUCACCGUCUCCCCGGAGGCCUCGCCCACGCGCGCGCCGGGCGAGCAGGCCCCGCGGGGCGACCUCGAGGCGCCGUCGCCCCCGCCGCCGCCGCCCCCGCCGCCCCACGCCUCCGCCGCCAAGCCCUUCCUCCUCAGCGACGGCAAGGUGGAGCUGGAGGCGUCCCUGGACCGCGCGGGCUACUGCCACGGGGACACGGUGUCCGUGCACGUGGCCGUCGCCAACAACAGCAAUAAGACGGUGCGCAGGAUCAAGGAUGCUGGGGACUGUGUGUGUCAGGUGUUCGUGGUGCAGCACGUGGACGUGUGCAUGUUCUCCAACGGCAAGUUCAAGAACGUGGUGGCGACGGGGCGAGCGGCGCCGAGUGCCCGCUGGGGCCGGUUCCUCCCGCGUCCGCCCUACGAGCUUGCACAGCCGUGGCGCCGCGGCGCCACCAAGAUGGAUCGCGCUCCGAGGAUCGUUCAGACCGCGCGGCGCGCGCUCUGCGCCGCACCGUUGCUCGGCCCCGCCGGGCUCCCGCGCCGAGCGCAACGUCUUCGCCAUCUACGUCGACUCUACGUCAAGGUGAAGCUGCUAGUUGGCGCCAUGGGAGGGGAACUGUCGCUCAAGCUCCCCUUCACCUUGGUGCACGCGCCACAGCGCGAAAAGGAGCAGCUGACGGCGCCGCUGCAGGAGUUGGUAGCCCUGGUGCCGCCGUCGAUGUGUAGCGCUCCCGCCGCAGACCAGGGCGCUGGUGCAUCCCGCCCGCCCCCGCCCCCGCUCCUGCCACGGCACUGA